UUUUGUUUACCGGUGAAGCGAGCGGUCGCGUUUCUUCACGUUUUUGGGAAUUUUCGCAAUUUUUUUCAAGUUUUCCCGCAAAAACUCCCAAAACCAGUUGAUAAAGUGUCAUUAGUGGCAGUGGUCCAUCCGAAACGUAAUGGAUACGGAAGAUCCGAACGUUCUUCCGGGGUUUUCGAUCGAAAAUGCCGAUCUGGACUUCGACGACGAUGACGACUCGCGGAAGGGUAAGAAGAAGAAGGGCGGAGGAUUUCAGGCCAUGGGCCUGAGCAUGCCGAUCCUGAAGGCCAUUCUGAAGAUGGGCUACAAGGUGCCAACACCGAUUCAGCGUAAAACCGUGCCGCUGAUUCUGGAGGGCCGUGAUGUGGUUGCUAUGGCUAAGACAGGAUCGGGAAAGACGGGUUGUUUUUUGAUUCCGUUGUUUGAGAAGCUGAAGCAGCGGGAGAUCAAGUCCGGUGGUGCUCGUGCGCUGAUUUUGACUCCGACGAGAGAAUUGGCCAUUCAGACGUUUAAAUUUAUCAAGCAGCUCGGGAAGUUCACGGACUUGAAGACGAUUCUGGUGCUGGGAGGGGACUCGAUGGAUUCGCAGUUUGCGGCCAUUCAUACGCUGCCGGAUAUAAUUGUGGCCACACCCGGUCGGUUCCUGCACUUGUGUGUGGAGAUGGAUCUGAAGCUGUCGGCGGUGCAGUACUGCGUGUUUGACGAGGCGGAUCGCUUGUUCGAGAUGGGAUUCGGUGAGCAGCUGACGGAGACACUGCGGAGAUUGCCGGAGGCGCGGCAGAUGGUGUUGUUUAGUGCCACACUGCCCAAGCUGAUGGUGGACUUUGCCAAGGCGGGCCUGAGCGAUCCCACGCUGAUUCGACUGGAUGUGGAAUCGAAGAUUCCGGAGGCGCUGGAUUUGAAAUUUAUCUACUGUAGGCCGGACGAACGGUAUGCCACCCUGUUGAUUUUGCUCCGGGAGGUGAUUCCUAAAGGGGCCCAAACCGUGCUGUUCGCCGGCACACAGCAUCACGUCGAGUUGAUUUCUUUGAUACUGACCCGAGCGGGAAUUUCAAACACCUACGUCUUCUCGAGUCUGGACGCCUCGGCACGUAAGAUCAACACGGCCAAGUUCACCAUGAAGAAGGUGAACGUCCUGGUUGUCACAGACAUUGCCGCCCGUGGACUGGACAUUCCUUCGCUGGACUACGUGGUGAAUGUGCACUUUCCGGGAAAACCGAAGCUGUUCGUCCAUCGGGUGGGUCGUUGUGCCCGUGCUGGCCGCAGUGGAACCGCCUUCAACAUCUUCUCCAACGACGAUAUCGCGCACAUGAUCGACCUGCACAUGUUCCUCACGCGGCCGCUGGUGCUGAACGACACACGCCGGAUCGGAUUGGCUCCACCGGAUAUGGUCGAAGCGGAACAUCAGCUGAUACUAGAUUACGUCAAGCACAUCGAUCUGGCCACGGCGUUCCGCAUCAGUAACAACGCAUAUAAGCAGUACAUUGUGACUCGGCCGGCGGCUUCAGCCAGCGCCAACAAGAAGGCUAAGCAGUUCAAGAUAGGGGAGCUGCAAGUGCUGGAAGAUUUCGGCAAGGUGAUGGAGAAGCUGAACGAGGACAAGAAGGUCGUCAAGCUGAAGAAGAAAGGGAAAAAGGCUGCUGCUGAUCAGAAAAAGCAACCGACUGUGGACCCGGAUGAAUUCCGCAGUAGUUUCCUCGCCCAGAUGAAAAGCUACCGGCCGCAGUCGACCAUUUUCGAGCUGAACCCCAAGAACCACGCCAAGGAGGUGGUGGUGAUGGCCGAGAAGCGCAGCAAAGAUACCAUUAAAAUCGAAAAACACAAACAGAAACUGCUGGAACUGGAGCUGGAGGAGCAGAAAAAGGCCUCGGCAGCCAGUGUGCCAGACGACGAGGAAGAACAUCCGAGGAAAAAGAAACGCAAACCCAUCAAAGAUGAUGAGAACUUUAUCGCCUAUCAGUCCAAGGAUCACGUCGAGGAGGACGGUUAUGCGAUCAACAGCUUCGCCAAGGAGGCCAAUUCGGCCGAGUUAUCCGUUAUCGGAGACACGGCCGAAGAUCAGCGGUCCCAUCAGCGGUUGCAAAAGUGGGAUCGCAAGAAAAAGAAGAUGGUCAACGUGGUCAAUCCCAAGGCCGGCAAGAUUCGCACGGAACACGGCGUCUGGAUUGCGGCUUCGUACAAAACCGGUCGGUACGACAAGUGGAAGGAGCGUACCAAGGUUGACGAACAGAUGGCGCGCCAACGGCAGGACAGUGAUGCCAGCGACGGCGAAGAUGCCGCCGUGUCCGUGCAGAAGAACGACUAUCCGCAUACGCACUGGGGACGGCACAACGCCAAGCUGGAUCAGAAGAAGCAGCGCGAUCUGGGUCUGAAGUCGGCCGAUCAGAUCGUCAAGCAGCGGAUACAGAAGGAGACCAAGCUCGCGAAGGAGAAGACCGCUCGGUUGCGCAAUUUGGCCCGGAAGAAGAAGUCGCUCGGCAAGAAGAUGGCCAAGUCGAAGAAGAAGUAGAACACCAGGUAAGUCGUUAGGUUUCUAUGUUGAGCGGUUAAUAAUAUGUUCUGUAAUAUUUGAAUAAUUUA
Molecule: messenger RNA, 2580 nt
Organism: Aedes albopictus (Asian tiger mosquito)
Lineage: Eukaryota; Metazoa; Arthropoda; Insecta; Diptera; Culicidae
Product: ATP-dependent RNA helicase DDX54
Exons: 3
Coding region: 140-2509 (789 amino acids)
Cellular component (GO): nucleus
Molecular function (GO): RNA binding; RNA helicase activity; ATP binding
Source: RefSeq, a predicted model, not a curated record